UUAUGUUUUUGUAUAAAAGAUCACAGUUUAUAUUUUUAUAAGCAAAAGUGUAUAUUAUAUGUGCGUAAUGCGCGUGUAGGAAUAAAUUAUUAAUUGGCAAUAUAUUUCACGGCUUUAUUUGUUAUUUUAUAUAUUUAAUCUAUAUUAAAUUGGCAAUUAGAAAAUAAUAUACUAAUUCUGUAAAUAUAUUUAUUAGUCUCAUUUCCAUUUUUGAAGUUCUCUGAAAUUCAAAAGGAAAUGAAUUCUCAAAGUUCCACUAUUCCGACACCCACAACUGGAGUUCAGAAUAUGCACCAACAGUGUGUUGGGCCCACGACAACUUCUAUGAUGAAUUCUGGAGUAUCUGGAACUGGUGGAACUCUACCUAUAGGCACUCAUUUAAGUGAUAAACCACCUCAAGCAAUACACUAUCAGAUAUUGACAAAAUCUAGACUUCAAGAUUUGGUGAGGGAAAUAGAUCCAACAGAACAGCUUGAUGAAGAUGUAGAGGAUCUAUUGUUGCAGCUUGCCGAUGAUUUUGUAGAGAGCACAAUAAAUGCAGCAUGCCUUUUUACAAAACAUAGACACAGUAAAAUAGUUGAAGUAAAAGACGUACAACUACAUCUAGAACGAAAUUGGAAUAUGUGGAUUCCUGGCUUUGGAACAGAUGAGCUAAAACCAUACAAACGAUCUACAAUAACAGAAUCUCAUAAGCAAAGAAUGAAUUUAAUACGAAGGUCUUUAAAAAAAUACUAAAUAUUGUUAAACAUUUGAUUAUUGUAUAUAUUUAUUUGUAGGAUAUGUUAUGAGUGCUAAAAAUUAUUUCAGGGAUUGUUCUAGCGACUUUAAUUUAAUAUUUUUGAUACAGAAAUGCUUCAGGAAUAGAGUUAUGAACAUUUGUUCACUUUUUUAAUAUUAUUUAUUUUUAAUUGUAUGAAUAUAUGUAUUCAUAUAUUGCAUAUUUUUUAUCACUCAU
This is a messenger RNA of Ctenocephalides felis (cat flea), 955 nucleotides long. Its product is annotated as transcription initiation factor TFIID subunit 12-like. Gene Ontology annotation, biological process: DNA-templated transcription initiation; RNA polymerase II preinitiation complex assembly. The transcript is spliced from 3 exons. Gene Ontology annotation, molecular function: TBP-class protein binding; DNA binding; protein heterodimerization activity. Gene Ontology annotation, cellular component: SAGA complex; transcription factor TFIID complex; SLIK (SAGA-like) complex. Bases 238 to 735 code for a protein of 165 amino acids. The record is from RefSeq and is a predicted model, not a curated record. NCBI's taxonomy places the organism in Eukaryota, Metazoa, Arthropoda, Insecta, Siphonaptera, Pulicidae.